AUGGCUAAUGAAACAUUUAAUACAUAUACAGGCUUACAUCCUACAAUAAAAAAUGAUAAAGGUCCACCAUAUUUAUUCCCCUUACUAAAUUUUCUGUGGUUUUUACUUCGUGCUAUAGAACAGAAACAUACAAACCAGUUUAAAGUACUGAGAAACUGGUAUGCUAUCAGCAUAAAAAGGGACCCUAACUAUUCCAUAUAUUUAGACAACAUUGGACGUAUUUGGUUUGGCAUAGAAAUUCCACAAGAUACUAGGAACCCAAAUUCUAUGCUUAAUGGACUCCUUAAAUCAAUAAUUGGAGACCUUGAUAGUUCCGAUGAAGAUGGUGACUUAAAUGAGCGUAACUCAACAGCACCAGACUUAGAU
Molecule: messenger RNA, 366 nt
Organism: Iphiclides podalirius (scarce swallowtail)
Lineage: Eukaryota; Metazoa; Arthropoda; Insecta; Lepidoptera; Papilionidae
Source: the annotation of a GenBank genome assembly